UCGGUGAUGCUACGUUGACCCAGUUUCAGCUGCAGGUCUCCGGUUGGUUUGAAUUAGCGGCGCGCGGGAGGGGAGCUCGUGCCGGAGAGAGCCGUGGUGGAGUCAGUCCUCACACACAGUCUCUCGUGCCCAGGACGCGCGCGCAGCACAAUGCUGGGAACCAAGUUUGUCCCCGCGCCAUGAAUCCCAACAACGACACCAGAACCGAGAGAACUUCAGAACAUUAUGUCUUCACGGUGGGAACCUACAAACUUCUCGCUUUCACCGUGGGGACUAUUGGAGUGUUCGGCUUUUGCAAUAACGUCGUAGUCAUAAUACUCUACUGUAAAUUCAAGAGACUCCGGACGCCCACCAAUUUGCUCCUGGUCAACAUAAGUUUGAGCGACCUGCUGGUUUCUGUCAUCGGGAUAAACUUUACCUUUGUUUCGUGCGUCAAAGGCGGAUGGAUAUGGAGCAAGGCGACGUGCAUCUGGGACGGCUUCAGCAACAGCUUAUUUGGCAUCGUUUCCAUCAUGACUUUGGCAGCCCUGGCUUAUGAGCGCUACAUCCGCGUGGUCCACGCGCAGGUGGUGGACUUCCCCUGGGCGUGGCGGGCCAUCGGUCACAUCUGGAUGUACUCGCUGGCCUGGACCGGGGCUCCUCUGCUGGGGUGGAACCGCUACACUCUAGAGAUCCACCAGCUGGGCUGCUCCCUGGACUGGGCGUCCAAGGACCCAAACGAUGCCUCCUUCAUCCUCUUCUUCCUCCUGGCAUGUUUCUUUGUGCCUGUUGGUAUCAUGAUCUACUGCUACAGCAACAUCCUCUAUACGGUACAAAUGCUGCGCUCCAUCCAAGACCUCCAGACGGUCCAGAUCAUCAAGAUCCUGCGUUACGAGAAGAAGGUGGCGGUCAUGUUUCUCCUGAUGAUAUCCUGCUUCCUGGUGUGUUGGACGCCCUACGCCGUCGUGUCCAUGAUGGAGGCCUUCGGGAGAAAGAGCAUGGUCUCUCCCACCGUGGCCAUCAUCCCCUCGUUCUUUGCCAAGUCCAGCACAGCUUACAACCCCCUCAUCUACGUGUUCAUGAGCAGAAAGUUCCGGCGCUGUUUGCUGCAGCUGCUCUGCUCACGUCACUCCUGGCUGCAGCGCAGCCUCAAAGAACGCCCCCUGGCUCGGGUCGAGCGGCCCAUCAGGCCGAUCGUCGUGUCCAGCGCGUGCGGCAGCAGGCACCGGCCCAAAAAGAGGGUGACCUUCAGCUCCUCCUCCAUCGUCUUCAUCAUCACCGGCGACGAAUUCCACCACCUGGACGUGACCUCCAGGGCCCGCGACGCCUCGCAGGUCAACGUCAUUCAAGUGAGGCCAUUGUGAUGCACAAGGACUGGACUUCUACAUCCUACCACUCAGAAUGCCUUAGGACCUAACAUGCAACUCCAAGCCAAAAUAAUCCUGUCUGACCUCCCUGGAUGUUUUCGUCCACCCACAGACUUGUUUCAGCUGUAAAUAUCUGACAACAUCUCAACAAAAACCCAAAAACCUGAGUAGAAUGAAAGUGUGACAUCCUCAUCCAACAUCAGCCGUGGUGAUAUAUUAAUGUAGUUAACAGCUAGUAAAAUGUUUCUCACACUUAAAUGUCCAGUAUGCCAUACAGAAUAUGUGACAACUGUCAGACUGUGUUGAGUAUUUAGAGGCCAGUCAUGGACAUGAGUUUGGAUCAACAUUAUUUAUUUAGUUAUUUAUUUAUUUUGGUUGGUACCCAACUGCAAAAUGGAAAAAAAAAAUGGAAAAUGGAAACUAAGCCUUAGCUUCUUAGCCAUAAACCAUAAUACACAAACUGACACUACUGUGUAUGGAUUCAAUAAAGAGAUCCUAUUUUAAGCUGCCUA
Messenger RNA from Mugil cephalus (flathead mullet), 1858 nucleotides. RefSeq names its product opsin 3 (gene opn3). The coding region runs from base 180 to 1343 and encodes 387 amino acids. The transcript is spliced from 4 exons. Gene Ontology annotation, molecular function: G protein-coupled receptor activity. Gene Ontology annotation, biological process: visual perception; G protein-coupled receptor signaling pathway. Gene Ontology annotation, cellular component: membrane; photoreceptor outer segment. The record is from RefSeq and is a predicted model, not a curated record. NCBI's taxonomy places the organism in Eukaryota, Metazoa, Chordata, Actinopteri, Mugiliformes, Mugilidae.